UUGUAAUACUUAUAAAUUAAAUUUGUAGUUUUUUUUUUUUUAUUUUUGACUUCACAGUGAAUUCCGAGCUUCUUUAUCAGCCUUUCCUGAGAAUGAAAUAGAUGCGUUGGUGGACUCUGAUUUUGUAAAUUGGUACAAGUAUCAGAUCAAUAGUCGUGGGAUUGUCGACCCUUUGUUAGUAUCAUUAGCGUGGGGCCCAGGUGCCAGUGCCAAAGUGUGGCGGCAAUAUGUGAUAAACGGUUACACAUAUCACACAGCCGAUUACGGAGAGGGCCGACCAACAACGAACAGCGGGUUAUGUGUCCCGACCAUCGGUUAUGAUAACUCGGAAACCAGUUUUUUUGGUGUCCUGCAGGAGAUUCUGGAACUUGAGAUGCCUUCUUGUGCGAAAAAAUUGACAUGCGUUCUGUUCCGUUGCACAUGGGUCGACCCCACACGUGGCGUGCGCAAAAAUCCGAAGUAUAAUAUGAUUGACGUCAACCUCUCUCGUGUGUACCCAAAAAAUGAGCCUUUCAUACUCGCCCAACAAGCAGCGCAGAUUUAUUAUGCAGAAUAUCCUUCAACAAGGCGGACACAGAAUCCUUGGGUGUGUGCAUGUCCUGUCCGUCCGAACAAAAUAAAAUCACAAACUCAACACAAGGACGUUGAUCUAGAUGCUUUUCAGCAACAAUUUUUCCAACCUCCGCCUAUUGUUGAGACGGUCAACUAUAACCUCCAAUUAAGUGAUCCAAAUGGCGGACGUGUUGAAGUCAUGCCAGAAACGCACCUUCCGGACCCAACCAUUCCAUCUGAGCGCGAAAUUGAGGAAAUGUAUGUAGCACAACAAAAUGCUCAAUAUCAGGAAGAAGGUGAAUGGAUAGACGGUUCAGAUACAGAAGAAGAUACUGUAUAUGUAGAAAAUGAC
Molecule: messenger RNA, 904 nt
Organism: Cuscuta epithymum
Lineage: Eukaryota; Viridiplantae; Streptophyta; Magnoliopsida; Solanales; Convolvulaceae
Source: the annotation of a GenBank genome assembly